AUGAGAAUAGUAAACCGUGAAGGAGGAAGCAAGAGGGACUUUUCUUUUGGCCUAGUGAAGAAGUUUAAAAACGGGAGUAUCACUGCUGGAGGUGAAGAACCGCAGAGAGAGGCCAGUGGCACAGGGGAGAGAGGACAUGCCACUGAAAAGGGUACCAGAGUGCCAGAAGUUACAGCCCCAGGAGAUAUCAUCAUUGGAGGAAUCUUUCCCAUUCAUGGAGAUGUAGACAAAAAGAACAACUCCUUUGCACCCCACAAACCGCCAUGUAUCAGGUUUGAAGAAAGUGGACUGGUGAAGGCGCUGGCUAUGAUCAAUGCUAUUGAGAUCAUGAAUAAGUCCCCUCUGCUGGCUGAUGUUAACAUCACUCUGGGCUACCGGAUCUUAGACUCCUGCUCCGAUGUCAGCACAGCCCUGAGGGCCACAGCAGACUUCACCCAGCAGCCCGAGUGCCACACCGGAAGCAACUCCACCUCUCAUCUGCCAGUCAUGGCUAUUAUAGGGGACUCUCACUCUGAAACAUCCAUUGCCAUCGCCAACCAACUGACUCUCAAGAUGAUUCCUCAAAUAAGUUAUUCAUCAACCGCUGUCAUUCUGAGUGAUAAGAGCCGCUUCCCUGCCUUCAUGAGGACUGUUCCUAAUGACAAGCAUCAGACAGCUGCCAUGGUCAGUCUGCUCAGCACAUUUGGAUGGAACUGGGUGGGAGUAGUUACCACAGAUGGAAAUUACGGCCAAUCUGCUCUGGACCACUUUGUGUCCCAGGCUUCUGAAAAGGGAAUCUGUGUCGCCUUCAAAUCAAUUCUACCUCAAUCUAUAAGCGGUCAGCAUGUCUGCUCUGCAAUCACGCAGACUGCUAAAACCAUCUACAACAAUCCCAAGGUACAGGUGAUCGUGUCUUUUGCCAAACCAACUCACAUGAUGUACCUUUACCAGGAGCUUAAGAAUCAGCUGAGAGCAGGACAGAACAUGGAGUCAAUGAGAAGAGUCUGGGUGGCCAGUGACAGCUGGUCUUCCUCCAGCUCUGUGAAAGGAAACUUAACACUGGAGGACAUAGGACACAUUGUGGGCUUCACCUUCAAAAGUGGAGAUCUGUCGUCAUUCAGUGAGUACCUGAGCAGGUUAGAGGCAGCUGGACAUGACUACACAGAGACGAACCCUUUCAUGCAGGAGUUCUACAUGCAGCUAAAGGCUGAAGGUUCUGGAGACACUGAACUGGUGUCUAAAGCUGUGAACACCCUCAGGGAACGAGCAGACACUAUCUUCAGUGUUGAGAUGGCUGUGAGUGCUAUUGUUCAGGCUGUGGCAUCUAUCUGCAGGAGGAGAAACUGCAAAACACCAGGCACAGUGCAACCGUGGGAGGUGCUGAAAGCUCUGUGGAUGGAAGAGUUUAAACUUAAAGAAAAGAGCUAUACGUUUGACAGCAGUGGAGACAUCAACCUGGGCUAUGAUGUGACAAUGUGGAGGUCAGAUGGAGGGAACAUCCUUGUUCAUAAUGUUGUAGCUGGAUACCAUCCACACAUCAACAACUUCACCCACACCAACAAAACCACCACCCAACAGUUCAAAGACCUAAAGCUCAUCAUCUCAAAAUGCUCCAAAAGCUGCGUCCCUGGAGAGUUCAAGAAAACAGCAGAGGGUCAACACACUUGUUGUUAUGAGUGCAUCAACUGUACUGAGAACUACUACUCUAAUAAUACAGAUAUGCACCAGUGCCUGAGCUGUGACACAAAUAAAGAGUGGUCUCCUAAGGGCAGCUCCAGCUGCAUCCCCAAAGCCCAGCUCUUCUUCUCCUGGCAGGACGGCUUUGCUGUGGUGCUCCUGACCUUUUCUGCCCUGGGCAUCCUUCUGGCUCUGCUGGUGUCAGCACUGUUUCUACAUCAGAGGGACACACCUGUAGUGAAGGCUGCCGGGGGGCCACUGAGCCAGGCCAUCCUGUUCUCUCUGGUCAUCAGUUACAUCAGUGCGAUGCUGUUUGUAGGCCGGCCCAACAGUUUCCAGUGCAAGGCUCGACAGGUGCUCUUUGGCAUCAGCUUCACUCUGUGUGUUUCCUGCAUUCUCGUCAAGACCCUGCAGAUCCUACUAGCCUUCCAGUUUGACCCUGUGCUGCAGAGGGUGCUGCGGAGGCUCUACCAGCCUUACAUCAUCGUCAGCAUCUGUGUGGCCUUACAGGUAGCUACCUGCAUCUGCUGGCUGGUCCUCAAAAGUCCAUUUAAUCACAUCAUCAGGCAACCAACCACUCUGCUGGAGGACUGUCAUGAGGGCUCAUAUCUGGCCUUUGGGGUGAUGUUGGGCUACAUAGCUGUCCUGGCGUUUGUGUGUUUUAUCUGUGCUUUCAAAGGACGUAAACUGCCACAGCAGUACAACGAGGCAAAGUUUAUUACAUUCAGCAUGCUGCUCUACCUCGUCUCCUGGCUGCUCUUCAUUCCUGUCUACGUCACAACUUCAGGAGUGUACCUGCCAGCUGUGGAGAUGGUAGUCAUUCUCAUUUCCAACUACGGCAUCCUCAGCUGUCAUUUCUUCCCAAAGUGUUAUGUAAUUCUUUUUAAGAAAGAACAAAACACCAAGAGUGCUUUCAGGAAAAAUCUGUAUGAAUACUCCAGCAAAUCCACGCAUUCUGUCUCUGUGUCUGGAAGCUCCAUUGCCGCCGCGCCAAGCUCUCUGGUUUUCUCCAACCUCCGGGUUCCAAGGUCUGCAGAGAAACAGCAGGUCUUCCCAUGA
Molecule: messenger RNA, 2715 nt
Organism: Micropterus dolomieu (smallmouth bass)
Lineage: Eukaryota; Metazoa; Chordata; Actinopteri; Centrarchiformes; Centrarchidae
Gene: gprc6a
Product: G protein-coupled receptor, class C, group 6, member A
Exons: 8
Coding region: 1-2715 (904 amino acids)
Biological process (GO): G protein-coupled receptor signaling pathway
Cellular component (GO): membrane
Molecular function (GO): G protein-coupled receptor activity
Source: RefSeq, a predicted model, not a curated record